CGCGGCUGAGCUCGAGACUGACCUCAGGAUCAGCUCCUGCGGACGCGCGGAGCGGUUCUACAGCGUCAUUCUGUCCAGGGUGAACCUGCGAGCCGGCGUGCUUGCGCUCGCGACGUCUUGAGGGAGCCGUAACUGCAGUGCUCUCAAAGAGUCUGAGAGCAACAGAGACCAUGGCCCGCGCAUGGAUGCUAAUUGCAUUCCAAACGGCGGCGGCGCUCGACCUCCGACGCCGUUGGUUAGUAACGGCACCCCUGGGCUGCGCCCUGCCCGCCAACGCUGCGGAGCAGAUGAUGCGCACGUCAUCCGAUAUAGGAAGCUACGCCGACGCCACGGGGUCGCAGCGCGCCGCCAACCUCGGCGCGGGCUCGAUCUCGGGCAAGAGCCGGCCCUACACCGGCGUCGUCCUCGCGGAGGCUCCUAAUAGUGCCGCCGGCGUCGUGGCGGCAGACGUCGUCCUGACGAACGGCGUCCUCGCCAAAGUCGCCUUCGCGGCGCCGGAGCUGAAACUGGCCAAGGGCUUCUACUACGACGUCGAGGCCCGCGCGAAGACGGGCGACUCGGCGUACCUGCACGUCAUCGCGGCGCCCAAGAGUAGUUUAGAUGGCAAAGCGCUGGCGUCGAAGAUCCUCGCGACGGACGGGAGGUACGGCGCCUUCGGCCCGCCGACGGACGUGAUCGUGAGCAACGACGUCACGAAGGGCGACGUGAGGACCGUCGACCUCGCGUUCUCCGCGAUCACGCCCGGCGGCGCGACGACGCCGCGGCGCGCCGUCCUCGCGGCGACGCAGGCCGAGGGGUCGCCGGACGUGCUCGUACUCGUAGCGUCGGCGUCCGAGGCGCGCUGGAACCAGGGCGGCGCCGACGCCGCGCGCCGCGUCGCGUCGACGUUCCGCGUCGACGGGACGCGGCCCACGAAACUAAGGGCGGAGCCCGCGUCGGACUACCGCUUCGAGGAGCAGGGCGGCGUGCGGCUCCCGAAGAUCGAGAACCCGCUCGACGGCUUCUCGACGGAGCCCGCGUUCGGGAGUAGUGGUGGACUCGGGCGACCGGGGGGGCUCUGAGUAAGGGCCUGAACGAA
Molecule: messenger RNA, 1078 nt
Organism: Pelagomonas calceolata
Lineage: Eukaryota; Pelagophyceae; Pelagomonadales; Pelagomonadaceae
Source: the annotation of a GenBank genome assembly